This is a messenger RNA of Puccinia triticina, 2691 nucleotides long. RefSeq lists its product as uncharacterized. Gene Ontology annotation, molecular function: phosphatidylinositol-4,5-bisphosphate binding; clathrin heavy chain binding; SNARE binding. Gene Ontology annotation, biological process: vesicle budding from membrane; clathrin coat assembly; clathrin-dependent endocytosis. Bases 1 to 2691 code for a protein of 896 amino acids. The record is from RefSeq and is a predicted model, not a curated record. The transcript is spliced from 5 exons. Lineage: Eukaryota; Fungi; Basidiomycota; Pucciniomycetes; Pucciniales; Pucciniaceae. Gene Ontology annotation, cellular component: clathrin-coated vesicle; clathrin-coated pit.
AUGGUGCCACCUGGCGCCACAGACCCUCUAACUCAAGUUCGAGCCAGUCCGCCAUCAUCGCUGUGUUUGUCUCCGUAUUUAUCUCGCCGCUUUUAUCCUUAUCAGUCGAUUCCGUGGCCGGGCCUUGUCGCUACACUUGCCCGCAAACAUUCCGUCGAACCACUAUCGGAGUUCGAAUUGUUUCAUCAGCCUGGCUCAUUACCAUUACCCUCCUUCUAUUCCAUGUCUGGACACUGGUUCAAGAUAGUCUCAGGCGCCUGUAAAGCUAAACACGCCCCACCAAAGUCCAAGUACAUCGAUGCCCUCGUCUCAUCCACCUAUCAGGCCGACGGAUCCUUCCAAGAUGUCUCGCGUGCAUUGCGUUCGAAACUCCGGGACCCCAAUUCAUCCGUUGUCUUCAAAGCACUCCUCGUCAUCCACACCCUUAUUCGCGCCGGCAAUGCGGAAGAAGUGAUGACCUACUGGUCCGGUCUCGAUGGCCGUGACGGCCGGUCCCUCGGCCUGAAAGAUGUCGUCUCCACCACCGACACGCCUCAGAAUCUAUCCCGUUACGCCAACUAUCUGCUCGCAAGAUUCAAGUGCUAUGCUGCUCUCAAGCAUGACCCCAUUCGUACCCGAUCCGAGGCACCCGCCUCACUCCGCAAUUCUUCCAGAAAUGGUGCCAACAGAAUUCGAUCACUGACCGUCGAAAAAGGCCUCUUGCGUGAAGUAGGGACCCUCCAGAAGCUAAUGGAUGCCCUCGUAGAUUGUAAGUUUUACUUAGAAGAUACCGACGACGACUUGGUGAUGUCAGCAUUACGGCUACUAGUGAAGGACCUGCUAGUACUGUUUCAAGCCGUCAACGAAGGUGUUAUCAACGUUCUAGAGCACUAUUUCGAAAUGUCGCACGUCGAUGCUACUACCGCUCUGAAGACUUACAAGAUAUUUUGCAAGCAGUGCGAAAGAGUCGUUUCUUAUCUGGGUGUUGCAAAGAAACUCCAAAACAUCAUCAACGUCAACAUCCCCAACUUGCGGCACGCCCCAGUCUCCCUUUCUGGGUCGUUGGAAGAAUAUCUCAACGAUCCAAACUUUGAAACUAACAGGCAAGAGUACAGGGAGAGCAAGCGAAUAGCUGAUGGCCGACCUGCUCCAGUGGCUUCUACUCCGAAGCCGAAACCCACAGAAUCAGCCAGUGCUCCGGCCCCUUCCACCGAGCCAGCAACCCAGCCAGCCGAAUCCCAAAAGGCGUUCAUCGAUUUCUUCGAGUCGAUUGAAUCCGAACAACAGUCCAUGUUCAAUCCAAACUCAAUGUCGCCAACCUCAAACUACUUCCAACAACAGGCCGGCAUAAAUCCAUUUGGUCAGCCGAACACUGGAAUACCGACAAUCAAUUCAGUAUUUCCUCAACCAACGGGCAUGAUACCCCAUCCUCCUGGUAGAGAGUCCAUGGGUCAGGCUUUGUUUGGAAAUCUGAAUGGACCCCAGCCGCCCCAGUUUCUCCAAUCGCAACCCACCGGAUUCUCACCCGGUGGCCAACUCAUGAACCCAGUGCAACCUCAACUUACGGGAGCUAUGAAUCCUUUCCGUCAGAGUACCUUCAGUACUCAGAGCAUGGGCAAUCUUGGCAUGGUGUCAUCGCAACCCACCGGGGCCAAUCCAUUUUCACAGUUCGCUUCCAACCCAGCUAUCAGUUUAUCGACGAUUCCCAGCUCACCAUGGGGCCCUCCAUCGGGCCAACCUGAUCGAUCAAGUGGUGCGAUGUCAGCACCUCCAAUCCAGGCAGCAGGCAUGAAUAAAUUCGAUGUGCUUUCGCCUCUCAGCUCUUCAAUUUCACCAUCCAGCACUCAUUCUAUCGCCAGCCCCCUUAAGUCUCAAGUGACCGGCUCGCGGAAUCCCUUUGCGCUACUCCCCGGCUCAACCUCAACACCACCUGUUCCCAAACUACCUUCCGGUAAUGCCCCAUCAAUGAAUGCACUAGCCGCAUCAGCCUUCUCCCAGUCGAUGAUCCAGCAGCGUGCGCGUGAACAAGCAGCACAACUCCAAUUCCAACAGCAACAACAAAAACAGCAGCAGCAAAGUGCGCCACCAGCUCAAUCAUCGGCGGUCCCCGAUGCAGCGACGCAGGAGCGAUUGGAAGCAGAGGCUCGGAAGAAGCAGGAGUUCCAAGAGUUCUUCGGGAAGCAAUUGUCGAAGUUGGAGGGGGGCGGAAAGGACCUUCAGAGCGCGAAUGCCGCCGGGACCGGCGGGUUAUUCAGUAACGUGGCCAGUGAAUUCGCAGUGACGAAGCCCAAGGCACAGACUGAUCAAAGUCAACAGGUAGGGGUUGGAGGAGGAGGAGGACUAGGACUGAUGAGCCAGCCGACCGGCUUUAACAGCUCGGCCUUUGACAACCAGUCUUCCCUCCACAACUCUCUUCCUGCCAUCCUCCCCCAACGCACCGGGUUCGGCGGCUCCACAAUCAAGCCGUUCCAGCCCUCGUCUUCCUUCGGCGCCUCCCUCGCUGCUCAACUUGAACAAAGACCUGCUCUCCCUGGCCAACAAGUCACGCAGUCCAACCCCUUCGGACAGGCCCUCUCAAACGCCAAUCUUAAUUCCUCUGGUCUUCUUCCUAAUAACAAUGAUAGCCAGGAUCUUAUGGGAUUUGCUUCUAACUCCAAUCAGCCCUCUAGCAAUCAACCUUGUAUUCCUAGCCACACCCCCAGUUUAAUUUGA